AAACUCCGUCUCCGCAGACACAUCCGAUAAAAGUGUGGUGUUAGGGUUGGAAAGAACGAGAUACGAUGCACGGGGGGGCCCGAUAGGAUGCUGAUAAAUUGAGAUAUAGUUUGUCUUUCCCCGGCGCGACGCAUAUUGUCUGCCUGUUCUGCGAUGCUUCAAUUAGAGCUUCCCGGCCGGCGGGCGAUAUGCGUCUCGCACCUGCCGCCAGCAUUACACGGUCGUGUGACGUCAAAAAACAACUUUCUGUCCCCAUUCGGACGUGUAGUACGCCCCACUUUGAGCGCUUCAGCGCCGCCAAUAUGUGGGUCGAUCCCCCGCUCGCGACAAUGACAAUGGGCAUGGGCAUGGGCGGCAGCGGCUGGAACCAGCUGAAACUGAAACUCCAAACUGCGGGCCCCACAUGGUCCGCCCUAUCCCAUACAAUCCAAUAGUGGCCGUCGCCUGCCCCGCCGACCCCCGCCGCGCAGCCCAUACAAUAUCUGUGUGCCAGCAUCCUGGCAUCCUGCUGCGGGCCGCACUGCAGGCCUAGUAGCUGCCGCGCUGGCUCUGCUGUUGAUAGCCACGCCACGCCUUGCCACGCUGCGCCUCGCUGUCUCGCUGUUGUGAUGGCAUUCCGCUGAAUGAGGGAUGAGCCUAGUAAGAAGAAGAAGAAGAACAUGGCGGCGCGGUGGCAGCGCGUAGCGCGGACCCAUAACAAGCAGAAGCCCUUGCCGCGCGGCGCAACGGUAGAGUCAGGAAUCCUUAUUUUAGCUCCGAUUUCGAUGCGGUUUUUUGCCUCUCAUAGUAAAUUUUCACGCCGGACACGAUGGUGCUAUCCAUUUUAACCGUGGUUUGCGGGAAAUACCCGAUAUAGUGAGUUUUUAAAGAAAUUCGAGUUUUGAAAUCGCGAUAAAGGACCGGCAAGCCACGAAGACUUGUUAGAUCGCUAGUUUUCUUUGACUUUUUCGAAAAGUUAUGAUUCAGCAAUCAUGUACUCUAACUCUGGGUACAUGUUUUCUCAAGUGGGUAGGCCAAGGGGUCUUUUCAACCUUGGGCAGUCUUGUUUCAUGAAUGCCAUAGUUCAGUCCCUCAUGGCAACAAAAUUUAAAGAGUUUUGCCUCAGUAAUGCUGGUUUUGUCAACAAUCAGUGGAUAUUAUUUGGAAAUUUAGUGGAAGUAAUAUCAGCUCUUAAUGAUGAAGGAGAUCCAUUCAACAUGGUGAACUUUGUGGAUUCUGUGGAGAGCAUAAGCCAAUUCAGAAGGAAGGUUCAAGCGGAUGCGCAGGAAUUUCUGUCCUUCGUUCUUGAAACAAUUCACGAUGAGUUAACAAUAGUGGUUGAGCACCAGGUCAGUGAUCCCCUGCAAGAUAUUGAAACACAUGGUUUGGGUGAGGUAGUGAAGAGUCACUGGGAGACAAGAAAGUCUACCUCACCCAUAGCAGAGUUUUUCCAUGUCCAAACUGUCACACUUAUGGAGUGCCCCUCAUGCAAAAAUUCAAGUGGACAGUUCAAUGAUGUGAAUCACCUCCUGUCAGUUCCUAUGCCAUCACCAUUAGAGGGACCAAAGUCAGUGGCACCCAGCAAUCCUACAAUCACAGACUGCAUAGCAGAGUAUUGCAAACAACAAACUCUUCUUGAUGGGCAUUGCAGUUCUUGUGAAAGCCUUGGGUUGCAACACCGACUUCUGCUGGGUAGACUGCCUCCCGUCCUCAUAGUACAUUUAAAAAGGUUUUAUCGACACUUUGACGGAACUAUGAGAAAGUCUCAAACUAGUGUUAGUAUCUGCCCUGAACUGGAUCUUGCCCCCUUCACACUAUAUGAUGGUCAGAGCACCUUGUAUCGUGCUGUAGGAGUGACUAACCACCGUGGACAAGUGCUUCAUCUUGGCCAUUAUAUGACUAUAAGCCAGAGAGGAGACCGGUAAUGACUGUUUUUCCUCAUUUUCAAUUUUUAAAUUUUUGUGCCAUUACUGAGUCAUUGGGUGGUCACAGGUUUUGCUUCCCUUCAGCAAUUAGUGUCCUCCUUUCUGUUAGUACUUUGUUUUAACUAUUUAA
Messenger RNA from Frankliniella occidentalis (western flower thrips), 2034 nucleotides. RefSeq names its product ubiquitin carboxyl-terminal hydrolase 2-like. The coding region runs from base 972 to 1904 and encodes 310 amino acids. The record is from RefSeq and is a predicted model, not a curated record. NCBI's taxonomy places the organism in Eukaryota, Metazoa, Arthropoda, Insecta, Thysanoptera, Thripidae. Gene Ontology annotation, biological process: protein deubiquitination. The transcript has 7 exons. Gene Ontology annotation, molecular function: cysteine-type deubiquitinase activity.